UGCCCGGAAGCGGGGCCGGAUGUGCAGUCCCUCCUCCAGCAGGUAGUGUAGAGCGGAGAAGCCCCCAGUCUUCAGCCCAGUGACCCCCAUCUGACGUACGGUGCACAGCAACACACAGCGGAGCAGGGAGAGGAUGCGGCAUACUGCAGCCGGGGGAGCAGGCAGUGCCUCCGGACACCCAGCGCAGGUUGUAAAGCAGCUAAAUGGAGUCUGAACAGUUGUUUCAGAGGAGUUACUACCGUAACAGUUACAACAGUAUCACCAGUGCAAGCAGUGACGAGGAACUCCUUGAUGGAGCUGGAGGAAUGAUGGACUUCCAUACCUUGGAAGAUGACCACUUACUGGAUGGUGAUGCCUCUAUGGGAACACACUAUACCAUGACAAACGGAGGAGGUAUCAGCAGCUCUACUCAUCUGCUGGAUUUGUUGGAUGAGCCUAUUCCAGGGGUCGGCACAUAUGAUGAUUUCCAUACCAUCGACUGGGUGCGAGAGAAGUGUAAAGACCGGGAACGCCAUAGAAGGAUUAACAGUAAGAAAAAGGAAUCUGCGUGGGAGUUAUCAAAAAGUCUCUAUGAUGCAUGGUCGGGAUGGCUGGUUGUAACACUAACUGGUUUAGCAUCAGGUGCCCUGGCAGGCUUGAUAGACAUUGCUGCAGACUGGAUGGCAGACAUAAAGGAAGGAAUUUGCAUGAGUGCCUUUUGGUUUAACCAUGAACAGUGUUGCUGGGGAUCAGAUGAAGCCACAUUUGAAGAGCGAGACAAGUGUCCUCAGUGGAAUACGUGGGCAGAUCUCAUAAUAGGCCAGGCAGAAGGUCCUGGAUCAUAUAUUAUGAAUUACAUAAUGUACAUCUUCUGGGCUCUGAGUUUUGCCUUUUUAGCGGUCAGUUUAGUAAAAGUGUUUGCUCCAUAUGCUUGUGGCUCAGGAAUUCCAGAGAUUAAAACCAUUUUAAGCGGCUUCAUCAUCCGAGGUUAUUUGGGAAAAUGGACUUUAAUGAUCAAAACGGUCACACUGGUACUUGCCGUGGCUUCAGGUCUAAGCUUAGGGAAGGAAGGGCCCCUGGUACAUGUAGCUUGUUGCUGUGGAAAUAUAUUUUCCUACCUCUUUCCUAAGUACAGCACAAAUGAAGCAAAAAAAAGGGAGGUUCUUUCGGCAGCUUCAGCAGCUGGUGUCUCUGUAGCGUUUGGAGCUCCUAUUGGUGGAGUCCUUUUUAGUUUGGAAGAGGUCAGUUACUACUUUCCGUUGAAGACGUUGUGGAGAUCUUUCUUUGCUGCUUUAGUGGCUGCUUUCAUUUUAAGGUCCAUCAACCCAUUUGGAAACAGCCGUCUUGUGCUCUUUUAUGUGGAAUAUCAUACUCCUUGGUACCUGUUUGAACUCAUCCCUUUUAUUCUCCUUGGUGUGUUUGGAGGACUCUGGGGAGCUUUUUUCAUCCGUGCGAACAUUGCCUGGUGCCGACGACGCAAGACCACCAAAUUCGGAAAGUACCCAGUACUAGAGGUUAUUGUGGUGGCCGCUAUCACUGCGAUCGUUGCGUUCCCAAAUCCUUUUACAAGAUUCAACACUAGUCAGCUGAUCAAAGAGCUAUUCACAGACUGCGGACCUCUAGAGUCCUCCUCUUUAUGUGACUACAGAAAUGACAUGAAUGCUAGUAAGAUUGUAGAUGACAUCCCUGACCGGCCUGCUGGUAAUGGGGUGUAUUCGGCCAUGUGGCAGCUAUGCUUGGCACUAGUGUUUAAGAUCGUUAUGACAGUAUUCACAUUUGGCAUCAAGGUUCCUUCAGGAUUGUUUAUCCCAAGCAUGGCUAUAGGGGCUAUAGCAGGAAGAAUUGUUGGCAUUGCUGUGGAACAGCUGGCAUACUACCACCAUGACUGGUUUAUAUUCAAGGAGUGGUGUGAAGUGGGCGCAGACUGCAUCACUCCAGGAUUGUAUGCUAUGGUUGGUGCAGCAGCAUGUCUGGGUGGCGUUACCAGGAUGACUGUGUCGCUUGUGGUUAUUGUAUUUGAGCUUACAGGAGGCCUAGAAUACAUAGUGCCAUUGAUGGCAGCAGUGAUGACCAGUAAGUGGGUAGGAGAUGCAUUUGGACGUGAAGGCAUCUAUGAAUCGCACAUACGGCUUAACGGUUAUCCAUUUUUGGACGCAAAAGAAGAAUUCACGCACACAACACUGGCUCGAGAUGUCAUGAGGCCACGAAGAACAGACCCUCCACUAGCAGUUCUCACGCAAGAUAACAUGACUGUUGACGACAUUGAAAGCCUGAUCAAUGAUACGAGCUACAAUGGUUUCCCCGUCAUCAUGUCUAAAGAAUCACAACGACUUGUUGGGUUCGCUUUAAGAAGAGAUUUAACAUUAGCAAUAGAAAAUGCAAGAAAGAAGCAGGAAGGUAUAGUUGGAAGUUCACGUGUUUGCUUUGCCCAGCACACCCCAUCCCUUCCUGCAGAAAGCCCUCGACCACUUAAACUGCGCAGCAUCCUGGACAUGAGCCCCUUUACUGUGACCGACCAUACACCAAUGGAGAUAGUGGUGGAUAUAUUCCGCAAGCUGGGGCUCAGGCAGUGCCUUGUUACACACAAUGGGACUGUCUUGGGGAUCAUCACAAAGAAGAACAUAUUAGAACAUCUCGAACAUCUAAAGGAGCACGUGGAACCCUUGACGCCUCCUUGGCAUUAUUACAAAAAAAGAUAUUCUCCGCCAUAUGGCCCAAAUGGCAAACCACGACCCCGAGUUGAUAAUGUUCAACUAAAUGCCAUUUAUGAAGAUGGAGAGGAGACUGAAGAGGAGGUCAGCUUACUGAAGGACUCUCUGCCCUGAUGGAAGAGUUGUAUGGCUAACUGGAAACCAUGAGAAAGGUGUUCUGUUGUGCAACAUUUUGCCUCCCUUCUUGUACAAAUUCAAGGGAAGCUGUAAUCUGCGGCACUCGGCUGGACAGAUCAUAUGCUGUAAUUGUGUUGCCAGUAGGGGGCAGUGUAAUAUCCUUAUCCAGCAUAAGGAAGUGACAUAAAGGGCAGGUCUGUUACAGGAGUGUAAACUCUUCUAGUGUACGCUCGGUGAGAACAGGAAAUAUCCUAGAAUUGAGCCAUUGUUUUUCAAGACUUGCUGCCCGUUUUAUUAUUAUUAUUGUGGCAGAAAAGGUGUUUAUGCUGUCAAUAGAUUACACUUCACUUUUGUACAUUCCAGGACAUUUAAUUUCUUAUGUCUCCUCCUUCUGACACUCCUCUGUUGUAUUCUUAGUGCAGCAAUGUCUCAUAUUGAGAUACACUGCCAUAUUCAUGAAGUACAUCCCCUCUAAAUGUGCCAUGUAGUGCUUUAGCUUGGUACAGAAGUGCUAACAUGCAGGGGCAGACAUCUUUCGCUAAACGGCUUACAAAAGUGGACGUGUUUAUUAUUUAAUGCUCCGUUCCAUGGCGUCAAGUGAUUUAUGCAAUUUUUAUUUUUGUAUGCUGGAACCCUUGAAUCCACUAAUGUUUUGCAGUUAGACAGACCCUGCAGUGGAUAGAACCACUUGAGCUGUGAAGACUUUUUCUUUCUUGUUGUGGAGCCUUUGCACGGUAUGACGCUUUAGGAAUAUCAUGGAAUAUCUACCCAAGUCUAUCAUUAUUCUUAUUACCUUGUGUAAUUCUACUGCAAGCACUGACAACUGUUUAUACUGCUCUACCUACAGUACAUGAUAGCAGAAAGCUGAUGAUGUUACGGCAAAAUGUUCAUCUGUAUUUAUAUUCUGCUUGAUGUUCGAUCAGUCAUGACAGUUUCAGGCAAAUGGAGGAAAAACUUGAUUCCUUAUUGCACUAAAUGCACAUCUUACUUUUGUGUGGUCAUUUAUCUUUCCUAUAUAGAGUCCCUUAUAAAUCAGACCCUGGACGCUAACUGUAUUUCAUCUGUUUAAUGUAAAAACAAAUAGAAGUAAAUCCUAUGUGAAUAAAAGUGACAAAAGCCUAGACACCCCCCCCCAACCUAAUUUCUUUUUUUUUAUUUUUAGAAAAAGUCUUGUUUUAUCUUGAAUUUAAAAGUUCUCUUUAUUUUGAUCAGUAUGCAUGAACCAUAUUUAAAGCACAGCUACACCACCCUCCUCAUGGUAGUGCUGCGGCCGAAAACCGGUAACAUACCUCUAAAUAAGCAAUAACUCAUGAUAGCCAAAACUAAACUGGUAAUUGUAAUGGAAUGGGAAACCAUGAAGCUACUAGCCAAUAAACAUGGCUGCUGAUGCAUCACCCCAAGUUUUGCGUGUUCAGAUGUUUCAUUUCCUUCUAGUCACUCGAACAGACCCACCACAGGGUUAAGGCUUUAGUUGGGUGACUACAUCACAGUGGGUUAAGACAAAAUAUUAAAAAAAAAUCCCUGGAAAAGUGCAUUGGUAUUCUGAGCCUCGAGUCGGUCAUCUAGGGCUCUAAGAUCAUGUACCUCUCCAGAAUGGGAUUCUGAUAAGCCACACCUGUGUACCAAGGAAUGCUGCAAGGAUGCUGGCCAUAGCAUGGGUGCAGUUACAGAGGAGGUUACUAUUUGGGCAUACUGAUAUGAUUAUAUAAUCUACAUUACAAACCUGCUGAAAAACACUGCUGAAAUGGAGGUGUACUGUAUUAUGGAAAAUACAAAUAAACUUUCUGGGGAAA
Molecule: messenger RNA, 4600 nt
Organism: Hyla sarda
Lineage: Eukaryota; Metazoa; Chordata; Amphibia; Anura; Hylidae
Gene: CLCN3
Product: chloride voltage-gated channel 3
Exons: 14
Coding region: 204-2804 (866 amino acids)
Biological process (GO): chloride transport; transmembrane transport
Cellular component (GO): early endosome; Golgi apparatus; synaptic vesicle
Molecular function (GO): voltage-gated chloride channel activity
Source: RefSeq, a predicted model, not a curated record